This is a messenger RNA of Penicillium subrubescens, 2487 nucleotides long. Its product is annotated as DNA cross-link repair protein PSO2. Gene Ontology annotation, molecular function: damaged DNA binding; 5'-3' DNA exonuclease activity. Gene Ontology annotation, biological process: double-strand break repair via nonhomologous end joining; protection from non-homologous end joining at telomere; interstrand cross-link repair. NCBI's taxonomy places the organism in Eukaryota, Fungi, Ascomycota, Eurotiomycetes, Eurotiales, Aspergillaceae. The record is from RefSeq and is a predicted model, not a curated record. The transcript has 2 exons. The coding region runs from base 1 to 2487 and encodes 828 amino acids.
AUGGCAGGAUCGUUUGCUAAGAAGGCGUCCACGCCAUCCAAGGGCCCCGCGUCAGCGACCAAAUCGUCUUCAGCGAAAGGAAACAGAAGUAUUUUGAAUUUCUUUCAGAAGACAGACGCACCAGCUGGGGCCACCUCCCGCCAGCCACGCAUUACGCAAUUCGUUGGAUCGUCAAGAUCGCCGAUUACUGGGCGUAGUACCCCGAAAUUGCAGCAUGGAAAUAGUUUGAAGAGUGAUACAUCCGAGGGCCUGUUUUUGGAGGACAAGAAGGGAUUGGCAAAGGUCGAACGGGAACGGACGGCCGUGACGAUCGACUUGACUGAGAGGGCCCGAUCACGGACACCGGAAGACAUCUGGGGUGAAAGCGAGGAUUUCUUGGACCCGGAGGGCUCUCGAUACAGUGAGAAUGGCCAGUCCGUUAAGCGUCGAAAGGUGGAGUCACCGGAUGCUUCAAAUGACGAUGAAGAAGCAAACGAUCCGCCAAUGCCAGUCAAACCCGCCCCGGCCAAAAAAUCCAACAGUGGACCAUUUAUCGAUGAAUCAGACAGCGAAGAUGACAUGGAAGCAUACCGGGAACAAGAAGAGACCUCGCAUACGAUUGACACGACUAAUACCGACCAACGCCCCUCACUUGACGACGAAUCGAGUACAAAACCUCUUGCCGCUCAGCGCCCGCUGGCACCACUGGUAAGAGACGCCACGAAUGAUGCCAAUGAUGAUGAACUCGCGAAUUUUGACGAUAUUGAAGACGGCGAUGAGCUUGUAGGGGAGGAGUUUCGAGAUGGACCAUGGGACGACCAAGAAGAUGAAGAAGGACAAAACACCGACUUUGGCAUGAUGCCUAACGGCCUCAAUGAUUCAACUUAUUUCGAUGCCGAGCCCGAGGGAGUCAGCACUUGCCCAAUAUGUCAGAGAGCGCUGGCAGGCUUCAGCGAGACGGAACUCUCGGUACACGUCAACGAUUGUCUGGACGGCAAGUCCUCGGAUUCGCCUGCGACUAGUACGAUCGACUCGGUACCGAUAGUACCGGCAUCAGACACUAAGAAAGAAGAGACUUCGGGUAAAGGUUUGACACGCUUUGAACGGGCUGCCAUCGCUCGACCUCCGCAGGGCGACCCAUACUCCAAAAAUACCCCCGGCACGCGAUCCGCUUUCUCCAAGAUGAUGGCUGGAAACGCCGAAGAUACAGCCUGGGCAGCUGCCGCCGCAAACGAAGUUUCCUCUCGCGGGAAGCAGGCCUACCAGCGGACUUGUCCGUUCUACAAGAUCAUGCCGGGUUUCUCGAUCUGCGUGGAUGCCUUUCGCUACGGGGCGGUUGAGGGAUGCAAUGCCUAUUUCCUCAGCCACUUCCACAGUGAUCAUUAUAUUGGACUGACCAAAUCCUGGUGUCAUGGUCCCAUUUAUUGUAGUCGGCCAACGGGUAACCUGGUCCGACAGCAACUUCGCGUGGACCCUAAAUGGAUCGUGGAUAUUGAUUUCGAGACGACGACCGAGGUGCCGGACACGGGGAAGAGCUUUGGUAGUGGUCCCAAAGCUCGACGGCAGCGCAUUCUUCAUUGUGGUGAUUUCCGAGCAUCCCCAACUCAUGUGCAACAUCCUCUCCUACGACCUGACCCUAUCAACCCGGUCACUGGCCAGCCGCGACAACAACGAAUUGAUACGUGCUAUCUCGAUACGACCUAUCUCAAUCCCAAGUACGCCUUCCCCAGUCAGGAGGAUGUGAUCACGGCCUGCUCAGAGCUCUGCGUCCGACUCAACGAGGAAUCUGGCGUGGGGAGUGAGCUGGGAAAAACGAAUGGUGGUAGUCUCAUGAACAAGUUUUUCUCCUCUAUAACCAAAAGCGAUUCAGCCUCGGAGCAGUCAUCUUCGAAUGGAGGUCGACUAUUAGUGGUCAUUGGCACGUACAGUAUCGGUAAAGAGCGAAUUUGCAUGGGCAUCGCGCGAGCACUGGGAUCAAAGAUAUUCGCGAACCCUCAAAAACAGCGCAUCUGUGCCUGUUUAGAGGACCCCGAGCUAUCGGCCCUGCUCACGACCGAUCCCUGGGAGGCACAAGUCCAUAUGCAAACACUGUUUGAGAUCCGGGCCGAUACUCUGGCCGAUUAUCUGGACACCUUGAAACCCCAUUUCUCCCGAGUGGUUGGCUUCCGACCCACUGGCUGGUCGUACCGACCACCUGCCGGACGCAUGCUGGAUAAUCCCCCAGUGCCGACAGUGCUGCGUGGCGAACACUGGAGGACUCCGUUUACGGCGCAACAUUUGAUCCCACAGCGCGGAAGCACGCGGGAGAGUGCCUGUUUCGGAGUGCCCUAUAGUGAGCAUAGCUCGUUUCGCGAGUUGACGAUGUUUUGCUGUGCGCUGCGGAUUGGCCGGGUCAUUCCCACGGUGAAUGUUGGAAGUCAGAAGAGUCGGGAUCAGAUGAAGGCGUGGAUUGAGCGGUGGGAGGGUGAGAAGAAGCGGAAUGGGCUGUUUCCUGCGGCAGAGUGGUAG